GCUCCCCCCCGUCGCAGCCACAUAAAGCGCCGCCGCCCCAAAAGCCGCUGCCCCCCGACUGCUGCCCCACGGCUGCUGCCCCAUGGCUGCGCUCCGGCGCCGCGGGACCCCCCCAGCCCGGCUCCUCCUGGCCCUGCUCUGCUGGGCUCUGACCUCCCGCUGCACCGGAGCCACGGCCGUGCAGCCCCCCAGCGUCACCCUCCUGCAGACACCAGAGCGGGCCCCCCGCCCAGGUGACAGCGUGACCGCGCGGUGCGAGGCGCUCAGCACCCUCCCGGAGCUGACACUGAUUUACUGGUUGGGGAACGGCUCCUUUGUGGAGAAGCUGCCCCCGGCCGCGGCCGCUCGCGAGGAGCCGGUGCGGGAGGAGCCGCGCGGCGCGGGGGUGAUGCUGCGCCGGGACCUGCGCCUGGAGCCCUUCAGCGCCCAUCACUCCCGCACCACCUUCUCCUGCGUGGUGCUCAGCCCGCUCGGGGCGCACACCACGGACCUGCGCUGGCCGCCGCCAGCGCCGGCGCGGGGCUGAGGCCGGGCGGCAGCUCAUGACACGUGUGUACAUCACAACGUGGGUCCUGCUCCGCACCCCCGCGCCGCUGCGUGGGGACACCACCCCUCAUGGAGGCCCGUCCCCCUGGGAUGGGGAUGGGUCUGCUCAGCCCCACGGCUCCCGGUGCCCCUCGCCGAGCCGGGAGCCGCUGCCCGGGCCGGCCCCGGGCCCUGCCCGCAGCGGGCUGUGGGACCCCCGCGGUUAUUAAAGCACAUUGAGGCUGCCCCGCGUCACCCG
Molecule: messenger RNA, 784 nt
Organism: Strigops habroptila (Kakapo)
Lineage: Eukaryota; Metazoa; Chordata; Aves; Psittaciformes; Psittacidae
Product: interleukin-18-binding protein-like
Exons: 5
Coding region: 83-526 (147 amino acids)
Molecular function (GO): interleukin-18 binding
Source: RefSeq, a predicted model, not a curated record